AUGCCUCGUAAACGCUGGAUCGACAAGAACCAUGCAGCUACUUUCCAGCUGCUCUACCGCCCCCAAGACGACCCCCUCAUAAAUGACGAAAAUGCUCAAGAGCGGACACUCCACCCAGUAUCGGGAUCAUCCGCGCACUCCUCCGCCCGAGCAACAAAAGGUCUGCAUAUCGCCGACCUGGAAAAUGAACUGGACUUCGAGAGCGUGCGGGAGAACGAGGGAGAAGCAGCCAACUAUGGUAUCUACUACGAUGACACGAGCUAUGAUUAUAUGCAGCAUCUGCGAGAUGUAGACGAUGGAACUGCCGAGGCGCAUUUUGUGGAUGCUACACCGGUCAAGGUACAGGGCAAGGGCAAGGGCAAGAUGGUCAAAUUGGAAGAUGCGCUACGGGAUGCCUCACUCGACGACGCGGAUACCGCAAGCAACACGGCCUCACAGAGUCUGAUGGAUGAGAACUUGUCGAGCUUUUCGUCCAGGACGCGGCCGCGCACGUACCAGGACAUGCAGGAUGUUCCGGACGAGAUCGCGGGAUUUCAGCCCGACAUGGAUCCGAGGUUGCGCGAGGUUCUGGAAGCACUGGAUGAUGAUGCCUACGUCGACGAGCAGGACGAGGAAGAUGUCUUUGGGGCCCUAACGCAGGAUGGCCAGGAAGCCGAGAUAGACCUGGACGAGUUUGAAGCAAUUAUUGAUGAGGGUGAUGAUGGGUGGGAGUCAGACGUGACAGAGAGGGCGGCAGAUCAGCCAUCGCACAUUGAUUCACCAGCUGCUAAGCUGGACGCAGCUCCUGCUGAUUCAGAAGACAUUUCCAGUACAGAAGCGGAGGCUGCAUCCGCUGAAGAUGGUGACUGGUUGCGUGAUUUUGCUAAAUUGAAACGAGACAAGGCCAGUCAGCCAAGUCCAAUGAAAGCUGACCUUUCGGUUGCACCCCAUUCCGAUAUCCAAGCUCCUCCAUCCACAUUAUACACACUCGGCGGCACACCACUGCGACAGAAACGUCGAAAAGGCGCUCUCACAAACCCGUCUGCGUGUUCGAUGACCUCGUCGUCCCUUGCACGAACAGACGGACAACGACUGCUAGACGACCGGUUCGACAGGAUCGAGGCGAUGUAUGCCUUGGAUGAGGCUGGCGAGUUCGACGAUGAUGAAGAUGGCGGCAUAUCGCUUGCAUCUGGCAUCUCAAAGCAGUCAAGGAUAUCGACGGUUUCAACGAAGAGCUUUGCGGAUGGACCUGUGAGAAGCGAUCUGGACAAUAUGAUGGACGGCUUUCUGGAUGGCUGGGACAAAGGUCAUCCUGGAGGAAGUAAAGGUAAGGGGGCCAAGGGCAAGAGAGGGAAGAAUGGCAAUGAGAUGUUGGGGAUGAAGAUGUUGGACGAGGUGCGUGAGGGUCUGGGUCCGGCAAGAGUCCGGGCUCAAAAGGCAUGA
Molecule: messenger RNA, 1422 nt
Organism: Endocarpon pusillum Z07020
Lineage: Eukaryota; Fungi; Ascomycota; Eurotiomycetes; Verrucariales; Verrucariaceae
Exons: 2
Coding region: 1-1422 (473 amino acids)
Biological process (GO): ribosomal small subunit biogenesis; ribosomal small subunit export from nucleus
Cellular component (GO): nucleus; cytosol; preribosome, small subunit precursor
Source: RefSeq, a predicted model, not a curated record